Molecule: messenger RNA, 491 nt
Organism: Galendromus occidentalis (western predatory mite)
Lineage: Eukaryota; Metazoa; Arthropoda; Arachnida; Mesostigmata; Phytoseiidae
Product: NADH dehydrogenase [ubiquinone] 1 alpha subcomplex subunit 7
Exons: 3
Coding region: 153-422 (89 amino acids)
Biological process (GO): mitochondrial electron transport, NADH to ubiquinone; ATP synthesis coupled electron transport
Cellular component (GO): mitochondrial inner membrane; respiratory chain complex I
Source: RefSeq, a predicted model, not a curated record
GGUUUCGUUUCGACGCUCACAAUCGAAACAGCUGGAUGCUCUACCCUCUGCCCGUCUGUCUUGUCCCUGUUUACCACCAGCAUCGGAACUCCAAGUUCCUUCUCCGAGAACUGGGCCAUACAAUACGCGGAAAUUACUGAGAAACAGACGAAAUGACUAAAGUCGAGCCACGACAGGCGACACAGGUCAUAAAAACAUUCAGGGCAUGGUUGCUGGGCAGAAAACCGAAUGACCAGAAUCGGUACGUGCAGUAUCAGGCCCCUCGAGAUCCUCCGACCGCGAAGCUCCCUGGAGGCCCGGCUCACAAGUUAUCGGGGAAUUACUACUUCAAUCGAGAUGCUCGUAGACAGGUCGCACCGCCAGUGAACCUUGGAGAAGGGCAAGCGAAAUUGCCGACCGCCGGCGUGCGUCUUCCUGAAUGAAUUGUGAUCGAAUGUUAAGUUUUCAUAGCCAGAAAUCACCGAAUCGAUUGAAUAAACCGUGUUCCCCGA